Molecule: messenger RNA, 1044 nt
Organism: Meloidogyne enterolobii
Lineage: Eukaryota; Metazoa; Nematoda; Chromadorea; Rhabditida; Meloidogynidae
Source: the annotation of a GenBank genome assembly
AUGAUUAUUAAAUUAUUUUAUUCUUUUUUAUUCUUAUUUUUUGUUAAAUGCCAAAAUCAAUCUCUAAAAGUUAACCAUCCCUCCCCCUUCUCCUCUUCCCUCCCUCAACAACGUUCAAUUCCUUUCUUCAGUCCAUUUACUCCAUUUUUAACUCAACAAUCCCUUCCUGGCCCUCAAUUUGGACGUCCAUCACAACCACUACCAAUACCCCAACAUCAACAAAAACAUUAUCGUCACCAUCAUUCUCUUCCACAAAUUAGUGAAGAAGAAAAAAUAAACGAAACAUUUCCAAAACCAGAAGAAUUUUUAAAAAAAGGAAUUUUAAUUGGAAAUAAUAAUAAAACAAAUGAAAAAGAAAAUGAAGAACGAGAACAACAAUCAAAGGAAGAAAAACUUUUUAAAAAAUGGCAAUGGAAAAAUGAAGAAAAAAAGGAAGAAAAUGCAGAAAAUAAUCAAAAACAAUUAAAUAGAAUCCCUCCUCCUUCUUCCUCAUCCUUUCAUCAAUUAAAAAGUUCAGAAGAAAAUAAAAAUGAAAGAAAAGAAUUCGGAAAUAAACAAAUAUUUAAUUUAAAAAGUAACGAAAUAAUACAAGGCCGAAGAAUGGAAAACGAGAGAGAAUCACAAGAAUUGUCAAAAAAUCAACAAAAAUUAAACUUUCAGAAUAAACAACAACAUAAAAUACAACAAUAUUCAACAGAAUCAAACGAAAAUAUUAAAUAUCCAAAUUCUGAAAGUCACGAACGUUGGACACCUAAACACACUAAUAAUAGACAAAAACUUGUAGCUCCUACUUCUUCCUCAUCAAAUAGCAGAGAAGAAAAUCGACAAAAUAAAUAUUCUUCAAAUGAACAACAAAAUAAUCGAAGAGGCCCUCCUCCCCCUCCACCUCCUCCUCCUCAACCACCAAAAUCCCCUCCUUUAAUAUUUUCUAAUAAUCAACAAAAGAAUUUUCAUCCAACAGAUUUUUUCCCUGAACAUAUUCGUAAUGGAUUUCCUCCUUUCCCUGAACCAUUUGAAAAUAAUUAUAGACAAAAUAAUGAAUAA